GUACUGCAUAGCUCUCUCUGUCUUGUAACUGUAGCUCUUACAUACUUGCAUCUAUCUGUUUUCUCAAGAUUUUUGUGCGUUUUCAGUUUCUUGAAUUCCUUUGUGAACCUAGAGGUUUUCACUUCCCCCGACAUCUAAAAAAAAAUGGCAACAAAAAUCGAUAAAGAGGCUUGCAGGGAAGCAUACAACCUUGUGAGAGACGAUAACACUGAAAUAAGCUGGGCUUCCUUCAAAUAUGAUGGUUCAAUGAUAGUACCAGGGGGCCAAGGCAAAGACUAUGAAGAAUUUAUGAGUCAAUGUACAGAUGAUGUUAGGUUGUUUGGGUUCAUACGGAUCACGACUGGAGAUGCCAUGAGCAAGCGAGCCAAAUUCACCCUGAUCACCUGGAUUGGGGAGAAUGUCAGUGGUCUACAGAGAGCCAAGAUCAGCACAGACAAGACUCUGGUAAAGGACGUAGUACAGAACUUUGCUAAGGAGUUUGUCAUCAGUGACCGUCGGGAAUUGGAAGAGGAUUACAUUAAGAAUGAGCUGAAGAAGGCAGGAGGAGCCAAUUACGAUGCACAAGCAGAAUAGUGAGCCUUCCAGAAACCAUCUGCCUGCCUGCUGCUGCUGCUGCUGCUGCUGCCGCUGCUCGUAAACCAGACAGGGAGAAGGGAAGCCACUCAAGGCAGAUCCGCCUCAUUCUCCCACUCAUUCUGGCAACAUCUACAACAGUCACCACAAUCAAGGACUUCUCUCUCAUUCUGCUUUAAAGCAAACACUCCCUUUAGCAAAUUAAGGGUGGGUUGCAGAGGAAAUCAAGGAUUCUGCAGGGCACAGUCAGAUGCUUUUGUCCAAUGGUCUCUCAGUUUUGUCCUGCUACUGGUAAUUAAUGGAGUAUUGAAAGGCUGAGAAAGAUUGCCUCUUUUUCAGCGUUGCUUGUCUGAUUGUCUGAUGUUGCUUCAAGCUACUGGUACAUUCUUUCUUAUGUUCUUAUGUACUCGAAAGCCUACAGAUUUGUGCAGGCUUUUAAAUUGUUUUUUCUUCAUUACUGAAGUCUUUUCUCCUCUUUCGUUUCCCACACAAAUUUUGCAUUCCUUUUAAAAUGGAAUUGAUUCAGUGACUUGGCCUAGUGAGUUAAUGCAGUGAGCAAUAUUAGUGUACUUGCAGGAGCUCAUUAUCACACUAGCGGAUGUCAAGCUGAAUCAGAGAACUGGAAAGGUAGCUGGAUUCCAGUCAGUUAGUAUACACUGUCUGUAAAGAACCUUGCAACUACUGUACUUCUGUCAGCUGAUGAUCAGAAAAUCAUGUACCUACGCACACAUACUCUAAAUGUUUAACAUCUCAGAGGAACAAUUGGAAAUCCUUCAAAUGAGGGUGCCACCUUCGUAAACCUAAAAGAGGGGAAGGGAUCUUUCUUUUUUAUUUUGGUUCUUUUUAUUGAAUUGUGCUACUCUUCUAGACAAGUAAUCUCCAUACUCUCUCUGAGUCCAGGGCCAUCGAUGUGGCUUCCUUAAGCCAACCUAAAGCACAAGAUGAUAUUAGCCAAUGUAAUGAAUGGGUCUAAAAUGUUGGUAUUGUAUAUUUUAUGAACAAACAAAUAAGAAUCUGAUGCAAAAACACCUGUACAAAUUUAGACAUUAUGUAUAAACAAUAAUCGCCACCAGGCUUUCAUGGGUUUCUUUGGAAGGCCCCAGAGGAAGGUUGGAGAGUGUAAUUUUAGAAGAGUACAACAACUUCUUCAAAGCAUGCUCAGAAAGAUCUUCAGUAAAAGAGUUAAUGCUACCCUUUGGAUUGUUUGGACUUGCCUCCGGGGCAUUUGGUUGAGGCCUUGUGCCCCACCCUCAAUUGCUGAAUGUACCCUUCAUGUUUAAUCUGCUUUACGAAAUGAAAUUUGAGCCUUUCCAGAAAUGUGACAGGUUUCAUACAAAGAUCUGGUUUAAUUUAAAGGCCUCUUAUUUUCUAUUCAAAUAAAGCACUAAGCAUGCUGACUGUCUACAGAUUAGAUUUUAAUACCAUAGUGUUGGACUAAUUGACUUGUAAAAUACAAAAAAGGCUGAAACUAUUAAUGUAGAUGGCCUUUUAAUUACGGUUCUAUAUGUGUCUAUACAUCUGUAUAGAUCUAGAUAUAAAAAUAUGUAUGUGUGGUACAUACAAUGUUAACCUCAUGAGAACAGGUUGUUGUAAGACAGUGGUUCUAAACUUAGUUAAUAAAGUAUCCAGAGGCACAAUUUGCUGUGUUUUUUUAGUGACCGGAAUGAAAGUUGUUUUGUGAAACUCUUUGUUUUCUAGGCAAGUUUGGCUAGGUUUUCAAAUUGGAACAUAAAAUAAAAUAGUUAUGUAUUGUAAGGACAAGCACCAUUAAGGAUAAACCAUUUCAGAAUAAAAUUCCAUUUUUUUUUCAAAAAUGA
This is a messenger RNA of Acipenser ruthenus (sterlet), 2390 nucleotides long. RefSeq names its product coactosin-like F-actin binding protein 1 (gene cotl1). Gene Ontology annotation, cellular component: site of polarized growth; plasma membrane; cortical actin cytoskeleton. The record is from RefSeq and is a predicted model, not a curated record. The coding region runs from base 145 to 573 and encodes 142 amino acids. NCBI's taxonomy places the organism in Eukaryota, Metazoa, Chordata, Actinopteri, Acipenseriformes, Acipenseridae. Gene Ontology annotation, biological process: regulation of actin filament polymerization. Gene Ontology annotation, molecular function: actin filament binding. The transcript is spliced from 4 exons.